This is a messenger RNA of Suillus subaureus, 981 nucleotides long. RefSeq lists its product as uncharacterized. The transcript has 7 exons. The record is from RefSeq and is a predicted model, not a curated record. Bases 1 to 981 code for a protein of 326 amino acids. NCBI's taxonomy places the organism in Eukaryota, Fungi, Basidiomycota, Agaricomycetes, Boletales, Suillaceae.
AUGCUGUUACUAUCUCUUACACUCUUUUUUUCUUCUUGGAACACCUUCGUUUACGCUGGCAGUCAAUCCAAAGGCGAAAACUGCACCAUUGGUAACAACCGCCUCCAAUUCGGCACAUAUCAAUUUCAUAGCGAUUGCGACGCACAAACAUACUGCUCGUCGCAGGGCACUUGUGAACUGAAGGGCUGCAGAAAGGACCAAUAUCCAUUUGGAUAUCUACCAGAUGCCUACAUACCACCAAGAUGUCCUUCUGGGCAAUUUUGUCCCGACGAGAGCGAUGCGUGUCAGCCUUGGCUACCUGUUGAUAGUCCAUGCCAGCUGAAUCGUGAUGACCAAUGCGAGCCGCCUCCAAAUUGGCAGGAAUUGGCUGAUACCUCACAGUGGGCAAAUGUCACGGUCGGCCAGCCUUGUGAAGUCGAGAACACUGCCUACGUCGCUUAUGCGGGAACUAACGAGUUCGUUGAUAUCGUGUCACGAGGCAACUGUCAAAUUGGAUCGUAUUGCGACUCGCAGUCGUUGGUUUGCAUCAAGACAAAGCAACUCGAGGAGACCUGUGAUGCAGACAAAGAAUGUUUGUCAUUUAACUGCUUGAAAAAAGGCGUUUGUGGUCGAGGUGCUGACUCGCCAAAACACUUUGGGAUCUGGGUGUAUGUCAUGGUCGGAGUUGGUAUCUUCGGAGGCAUGUUUGCCACUCUAAUUGCCUUGUUUCUGAUUCACCGCCGUCAACGCGACCAGGAACGUGAGAAGCGCCUCCAGUACUGGCUCGAACAGAAUGCCUUGCGUCAGAGCAUUAUGCAAAUGAAGGAAAUUGCUCGCACCUCCAUCUUGUCUCUCGGCAACGGCAACAGCAACCGGAGCACAGUAUGCAGUCGCGCUGGAUCGGAAGAGUCGUCGACGCCGAUGAUCCAGCACUCGGUCCACAAGUCGAGCGGGCUGCGACAGCAAUGCCUGUCAGAUGAUAACGGGCGCGAAUAUGAUUAG